UAGUCACUAGUCAGAUCUCUCUCUCCUCUCACAGUCACCACGCACGCACUCAGCACUCACGCUCUCAUUCUCUGAUUUCCAAGCACCACCACCGGCCACCACCACGCCGGCCGCCGCCGCCGCACCACCACGUGCCACUCUCCAGCCGUGCGCCCCUGCCUUUGGCUGUGCCUCUGCGGUUCUAAUUUCUAUGGGCAUGGCUGAUUUUUUCCUAACCCUAAUUUAUGUUUUCCCCUAAUUUCUAAAGUUGAACUUCAUCAAGUCCAAGUUUCCUCCAGAAAGGUGUUUUGAUAAUGGAUAUAAUCUCUCAGUUACAAGAGCAAGUUAAUUUGAUUGCGAAUUUAGCUUUUAAUACCAUUGGGACAUUGCAAAGGGAUGCUCCUCCUAAUCGGAUCUCACCAAAUUACCCUGAACCACCUGCACAACCUACAGAGGAUGGGGCAACUUUUUCAGAACAGCCAAAGUUGAUGAGUACUGGCUUGGUGAAGGCUGCUAAGCAGUUUGAUGCACUGGUUGCAGCGCUUCCAAUAGCUGAGGGAGGUGAAGAAGCACAGCUCAAGAGGAUUGCCGAACUACAAGCUGAGAAUGAUGCAAUAGGCCAAGAACUUCAGAAGCAAUUGGAAGCUGCAGAGAAGGAAUUACAUCAGGUUCAGGAAUUGUUUAGUCAAGCAUCUGAUAAUUGUUUGAACUUGAAGAAACCGGAUGUCAAUUAGUUGCUUGUGUUGCUGGUGAAGCUGGAGACGAACCAGAACCACAGUUUAGCUCAUCUUGACAUGGAUCUUGGCCUCCUGUGUGGGGAUUUUUAUCUUUUGCAUGAAGUCAUUUAUACAGGAGAUAGCUAUAUGACCUUUUUAGAAACAAUCCACCGUUAAGAUAGUGGUAAUUAUAUUGCUCCUCCCGGAGGAAAGGCUUAAUAUUACUCUUCGGUGUUUGGAUCAUUUUAUAGCGUGAUAGUUCUUGAGUGAAGCUCUUUAAAUGUGUGAUUUAAGUAUCAUUUACUUAGUCGUGCAUAGUUUGAUUUGAAUGACUAUCUGCUACAACAAAUACAACUGAUUUGGGUGGCACAGAUACAGAUUCAAUUUUAUUCUAUUUUCAAAUUGAAGAUUUAUCACUUAUGCA
Messenger RNA from Lotus japonicus, 1119 nucleotides. Its product is annotated as mediator of RNA polymerase II transcription subunit 21-like. Gene Ontology annotation, molecular function: transcription coregulator activity. Lineage: Eukaryota; Viridiplantae; Streptophyta; Magnoliopsida; Fabales; Fabaceae. Gene Ontology annotation, cellular component: mediator complex. Bases 294 to 713 code for a protein of 139 amino acids. The record is from RefSeq and is a predicted model, not a curated record. The transcript is spliced from 5 exons. Gene Ontology annotation, biological process: regulation of transcription by RNA polymerase II.